Molecule: messenger RNA, 1709 nt
Organism: Gracilinanus agilis (Agile Gracile Mouse Opossum)
Lineage: Eukaryota; Metazoa; Chordata; Mammalia; Didelphimorphia; Didelphidae
Product: fatty acid desaturase 3-like
Exons: 11
Coding region: 1-1194 (397 amino acids)
Biological process (GO): lipid metabolic process
Cellular component (GO): membrane
Molecular function (GO): oxidoreductase activity, acting on paired donors, with oxidation of a pair of donors resulting in the reduction of molecular oxygen to two molecules of water
Source: RefSeq, a predicted model, not a curated record
AUGGGGGAGCCGGGGAGCAGCCCGGUGCCCACCUACGGCUGGGACGAGAUCCGGAAACACUGCCUGCCCACCGACAAGUGGCUGGUGAUAGAACGGAGAGUCUAUGACAUCAGCCGGUGGGCUGACGGGCACCCGGGCGGCAGCCGGCUCAUCAGCCACCACGCUGGAGAAGAUGCCACGGAGCAGCUGAUUAAGGACUUCCGUGCCCUGCGCAGGGCUGCUAAAGACAUGAAGCUGUUUGAGGCUGACCCUAAGUUCUUCUCCCUGGUGGUGGGCCACAUCCUGCUCAUGGAGGGGCUUGCCUGGCUGGUGGUCUACUUCCUGGGCACUGGCUGGGUCCCCACCAUCCUCGCUGCUGUGGUCCUGGCCAUCUCCCAGGCUCAGAGCUGGUGUCUGCAGCAUGACCUUGGACAUGUCUCGGUCUUCAAGAAGUCCAGGUGGAACUAUGUGGCCCAGCAGUUUGUGAUGGGACAGCUGAAGGGCUUCUCAGCCCACUGGUGGAACUUCCGUCACUUCCAGCACCACGCCAAGCCUAAUGUCUUCCACAAGGACCCAGACGUGACGGUGGCCCCCGUUUUUCUCCUGGGAGAGUCAUCGGUGGAGUAUGGCAAGAAGAAGCGGCGGUACCUCCCCUACAACCAUCAACACCAGUAUUUCUUCCUGAUUGGGCCACCCCUCCUCACCCUGGUGAACUUUGAGGUGGAAAACCUGGCAUACAUGCUGGUGUGCAUGAAGUGGGCGGACUUGGUCUGGGCCAUCAGUUUUUACAUCCGUUUCUUCUCCUUCUACGCGCCCUUCUACGGUAUCCCAGGGACCCUGCUCCUCUUCGCCUCUGUCAGGGUCCUGGAGAGUCACUGGUUCGUGUGGGUCACCCAGAUGAAUCACAUUCCCAAAGACAUCGGCAGCGAGAAACACCGAGACUGGGUCAGCGCGCAGCUGGAAGCCACCUGCAACGUGGAGCAGUCCCUCUUUAACGACUGGUUCAGUGGCCACCUCAACUUCCAGAUCGAGCACCACCUCUUCCCCACCAUGCCGCGGCACAAUUACCACAAGGUCGCCCCGCUGGUCAAGUCUCUGUGUGCCAAGCACGGGCUCAGCUACGAGGUGAAGCCUUUCCUGAAGGCCCUGGUGGACAUCGUCAGGUCCCUGAAGAAGUCUGGCGAUGCUUGGCUCGAGGCGUACCUCCAUCAAUGACGCUGCCUAGGCAGUGAGCGGGCCCGGGGAGGUGGGCAUAUCCAGCCCCAUGUGCACACGGAGAGACUGGCCAGCCCCCCUCAGCGUGGCCUGACCCUGAACCCCCUGAGGCACCCCAGCUCUGUCAGGCUCUUGGCAGCUGCUUUGGGGGAGUUGAGGGAGGAGGCUGUGAGCCGGGAAGGCCGUGGCCCGAGUCCUUUGAAGACGGCAUCUCUCAGCCCUGGCAUCGCUGGCGCCCGCUUUUCCCUCAGGGCCAGCCCAGAAAGCUUCCUCCAGACUUGGGUGUCUCCUCUGGGGCCUUCGGUGCCCUGGGCCCACCUGGGUCUUUUCUGGCCCUGAAGCCGCAGGCCCCGCCUGGAGGGAUCCCAGGGCUCGUGCCAGGCUCAGGGCCAGUCCGUGGGAGCACCCGCGGCAGAGACCUUCUCUGAUCUGCUCUCUGCUUCUCCCUUCGACUCCUGCCAGCCUCGGGCCCCUGCACUGUAGCUUCGUGAUUAAAAACACACCCAGAAACUGGA